AUGACAUCUCGUCCAAAUAUCAAAACAGUGAAGAAAACGCUAAGUGCCGGACAUGGACCACUGCCGGAAUAUCGUGAUGGCACAAAAGCGAUCUUUCACUACGAAGCUCUUAAACCGCUUGUGGACGUUACUGUGGAAGGUUUUCCUGAUUCAAGAGAUUUAUACAAAUUAGUUGACAGCACUCGAAAGCCAUAUCCGGACGGUUACGGAAAACCACUGGAAUUGGUUUUUGGCAAGAAGUUUCAGUUACCGGUCUUUGAAACCUGCUUAAGAUCUAUGCAUAUUGAUGAGAUCAGCCAGUUUGAUAUUGAAGCAUCUGAAUUGUAUCCAUUUCCACACGUAUCUAGCAAGUUAAGAGACAUAGCGAAGAGCGAAAUGAAUGAAAGUAAAGGUCAGGAAGAUGUUCAUCACCACAGAUGUGCCUUAGGAGGACUCGAGACAGGGUACCCAGAACUGGAUGCAUUAAUUAAGGAUCCUCAAUCGCUUCGAUUUAUAUUUCACCUUUUGAAAGUUUUACAAAUUGAAGAAUAUGAACCAGAUAGGUGGCAACUGAAUUGCGAACAAAAGCGAGAAAGUGUUUUACAACUCAGACUAAAGGGCAAUGAAUUCCACAAAAAAGGGGACUACGAAGAAGCAGCUUCACAUUAUCGGGAAGCAUUAACUAGGCUUGAUACACUGUUACUGGAAGAAAAACCAGGUGACCCAGAUUGGAUUCAGCUUGACCAGCAGAAUAUCGUGUUGUAUUUGAACUUAGCACAAUGUUUUUUGAAUAUGGGGCAGUACUAUGAUGCCAUAGCAGCAACGGAUGAAGUGUUAAAGCGAGACCCAACAAAUGAUAAAGCAUUGUUUAGACGAGCCAAAGCUGAAAUAGCUGUUUGGAAUUUGGAAGAUGCGGAAAAGGAUCUUGACAGGUUGUUGAAGUGUAAAGCUGAACUAAAGAAUCUAGUGGAGCAAGAAAAAAGAAAAAUAACCAAGUUAAAAGUGGAACGACAAUCGGUAGAGCAAACUGUUUGCAAGAACAUGUUCAGAAACAGUAGCUGA
Enterobius vermicularis (human pinworm) is the source of this 1041-nucleotide messenger RNA. The record is from the annotation of a GenBank genome assembly. Lineage: Eukaryota; Metazoa; Nematoda; Chromadorea; Rhabditida; Oxyuridae.